AUGGCGCUGGCGGAGGCGGUGGCGGCUCGGGGGCGGGCGCUGCCGUGGCCGCGCGUGGUGCUCUUCGGGGACUCCAUCACCGAGUUCUCCUUCCAGGAGGGCGGCUGGGGAGCGUCCCUCGCUGGCAGACUGGUCAGAAAAUGCGAUGUAGUAAACCGUGGGUUCUCGGGGUACAACACCCGAUGGGCUAAACUCAUCCUUCCAAGGCUGAUCGGUAAAAGUGCUGCUGCUGAGAGUACUGUUGCCGUCACUAUUUUCUUUGGAGCUAAUGACAGUGCUUUGAAAGAUGUGAACCCUAGGCAGCAUGUUCCUCUGGAGGAAUACGCCGCCAACCUGACAAGCAUGGUGCACUACCUGAAGUCUGUGGACAUCAAUGAGGACAGGAUUAUUUUGAUAACGCCGCCUCCUCUUCAGGAAUCAGCUUGGGAAAAGGAGUGCCUUGCCAAAGGUGACAAGCUGAAUCGCCGCAAUGCCACCACUGGGGAAUAUGCACAGGCCUGCGUUCGAGUGGCGAGGGACUGCGGGACUGAUGUGCUCGACCUGUGGACAUUGAUGCAGAAAGAUCAGGAUUUUUCGUGCUAUUUGUCUGACGGGCUUCACUUAUCAAUGAAAGGGAAUAACUUCCUCGUGGGACAACUCUGGUCACUCCUGGAAAAAAGACUCUCAGCUCUCCCUUCAUUGCUUCCUUACUGGCGGGACGUGGACCCCCAGCACCCCGAGGUGAGCCUGCUGUGAGGUGCCCUGCAGCAGUGAAGCCCAGCCUGUCUGAUGGAGCGAGCGCACGUCCAGCUGCUUUGUACCUCUGCGCCCCUGCUGAUGGUGAUGAGGACUGAAGUGGACUGUCUGCUCUGUAACCAUUUUUUUCAAUAAAGAUUGGCCAAGGGGUGGAAACGGCACUGGAUGGAAGCUGCCGCCUUCCUGCUGCAGCUGCUGACAACAAACA
Lagopus leucura (white-tailed ptarmigan) is the source of this 943-nucleotide messenger RNA. RefSeq names its product isoamyl acetate hydrolyzing esterase 1 (putative) (gene IAH1). The record is from RefSeq and is a predicted model, not a curated record. Gene Ontology annotation, molecular function: hydrolase activity, acting on ester bonds. Bases 1 to 735 code for a protein of 244 amino acids. Lineage: Eukaryota; Metazoa; Chordata; Aves; Galliformes; Phasianidae. The transcript is spliced from 6 exons.